AUGGGUGAAAAAAUCUCGAAGCUAACAGUCCCAACAUCAACAGCGGAUGCUUCGACAUCAACCGCUAUUGAACCAAGACGACGACAUAUUGCGCAAAAGUAUCUGGUAAUUUGGUUCGAUGACAAUGUCGAUGAAACAAGCGAUGAUUACAACAACACACAGGCUCAAUUACGCAGUAUUGUCAAUGAGGUGAUAAUCUGCAAAGAACCAGUACAUUGUCUGCAGUGUCUUGAUGAAGUCUAUGAUGAGAAGGUCUUCAUCAUCUCGUCUGACGCGUUAGGCCAAGACAUUGUGCAACAAAUUCAUGAUAUGCCCAAAGUUGAUACCAUUUAUAUUUUUCGUCAAGAUAACGCUACCGAUGAAGAAUGGACAAAAAAUUGGGCUAAGAUUGAAGGUGUUCUCACCUCAACUCAAUCAAUUUGUGAAUCAUUGAAAAAGGGUUUGGUGGAAAAGGCAGAAAGGGAAAACGUCGGAAAAAAAGGAAAAUGCAGAAAUUCUAAACGUCGAAAGAAAAAAUUAGAAAAAGGAAAACGUCGAAAGGUAAAUGUGGAAAAUUGCGUUUUUUGA
Messenger RNA from Rotaria socialis, 567 nucleotides. The record is from the annotation of a GenBank genome assembly. Lineage: Eukaryota; Metazoa; Rotifera; Eurotatoria; Philodinida; Philodinidae.